AUUAGCUGCAACGGCUUUACCCUCAGUGACCAAAGAGGACUGCAGGCUGUUGGUGUGGGAAUCUUCCCCAACCUCUGCCAGGCCAACCAUGACUGCUGGCCCAACUGUACUGUCAUCUUCAACAAUGGCAAUCAUGAGGCUGUAAGAUCAAUGUUCCACACACAGAUGAGGAUUGAGCUGCGGGCACUGAGCAAGAUUGCUCCAGGGGAUGAGCUGACUGUUUCCUACGUGGAUUUCCUCAAUGUGAGCGAGGAGCGGCGGAAGCAGCUGAAGAAGCAGUAUUACUUUGACUGUGCCUGUGAGCACUGCAAGAAACAGAUCAAGGACGACCUGAUGCUGGCGGUGAAGGAGGGGGAAGGCAAGCCCUCUGCAGAGAUGGUGAAGGAUGUCAUCCAGUUCUCCAAGGAUACACUGGAGAAGAUCAACAAGGCCCGCAUGGAUGGACUUUACCACGAAGUCGUGAAGCUGUGCCGCGAGUGCCUGAAGAAACAGGAGCCUGUGCUGGGAGACACGAACAUCUACCACCUGAGGAUACUCAGCAUUGCCUCUGAGGUGCUCUCUUACCUCCAGAUGUUUGAGGAAGCUGCUGACUACGCCAAGAAGAUGGUGGAUGGCUACCUGAAAAUAUACCAUCCCAACAACGCACAGCUGGGGAUGGCCGUGAUGCGGGCAGGAGUGACUCACUGGCAUGCUGGUCUCAUUGAAGCUGGGCAUGGCUUGAUCUGUAAAGCCUAUGCCAUUCUCCUGGUAACGCAUGGACCUUCCCACCCAAUUACUAAAGACCUGGAGGUCAUGCGUGUCCAGACGGAGAUGGAGCUGCGCAUGUUCCAGCAGAAUGAGUUCAUGUAUUACAAGAUGAGGGAAGCUGCCCUCAAAAACCAAAAGAUUCAAGUCAUGCCUGAACCCAGCAAUGAGCCCUCACCAAGUCUCUUCCACAAGAAGGAAUAAACCCCAAGCUUGACACGAAUUCAUGGCUGUGGGAUAACAUCACCUGUGGCACCUCCAAACAUGGGGAAUAUGAUAUAGGAAUGUGAUAUAUCCAUAAGGAUUGUUUCCAGUGGCAGCAGUCUGACAGCAUGGACCCGCUGGGGGAGGGUCCUCAAAAAUCUUCUGAGGGCUCAAAGCAGAGGAAAUCUUGGCAGAAACAACAUCCUUUUUCUACCACUAGCAUUAAAAAUCAAAGCAAAAAAGCCUGUUAUAAAAUUAUUUACAUUCUUAUUGGAAGCCUGUUUGUCUCUACCCUACUCCUGAUCCUGAAGUCCUUGGUUAAAUUUUAAUUGAGUCUUUCCUAAGUGUUUUUUCCCAUCA
Pelecanus crispus (Dalmatian pelican) is the source of this 1308-nucleotide messenger RNA. The record is from RefSeq and is a predicted model, not a curated record. Lineage: Eukaryota; Metazoa; Chordata; Aves; Pelecaniformes; Pelecanidae.